Bufo bufo (common toad) is the source of this 616-nucleotide messenger RNA. RefSeq names its product ribosomal protein S23 (gene RPS23). Gene Ontology annotation, biological process: translation. Gene Ontology annotation, cellular component: cytosolic small ribosomal subunit; ribosome. NCBI's taxonomy places the organism in Eukaryota, Metazoa, Chordata, Amphibia, Anura, Bufonidae. The transcript has 4 exons. Gene Ontology annotation, molecular function: structural constituent of ribosome. The coding region runs from base 137 to 568 and encodes 143 amino acids. The record is from RefSeq and is a predicted model, not a curated record.
GAACUGACGGCCGUAACCUCUGUGUUACGGGGACAGGCACACUGCAGGACAGCCUUCGUGGGGUCCUCUGGGCGCCUGGGUUUCUCGGUGGCUUCUGGGAAUCGAUCUUUCCGUAGUCGGCCCUGAGACAGACAAGAUGGGCAAGUGCCGAGGUCUUCGUACAGCAAGAAAGCUGCGCAACCACCGACGUGAGCAGAAGUGGCACGACAAGCAGUACAAGAAGGCCAACUUGGGGACCGCUCUCAAGGCCAACCCCUUCGGAGGCGCUUCCCACGCCAAAGGAAUCGUCCUGGAAAAAGUAGGUGUUGAGGCUAAGCAGCCCAAUUCUGCCAUCAGGAAAUGUGUCCGAGUGCAGCUGAUCAAGAACGGCAAGAAGAUCACCGCCUUCGUCCCUAACGACGGCUGCUUGAACUUUAUUGAGGAAAACGAUGAAGUUUUGGUGGCUGGAUUUGGUCGGGCUGGCCAUGCCGUUGGUGACAUUCCCGGUGUCAGGUUCAAGGUCGUAAAAGUAGCCAACGUGUCUCUGCUGGCCUUGUACAAAGGCAAGAAGGAGAGACCAAGAUCCUAGACGUCUUCUGCCCUCCCCUCCUUCAAUAAACAACUUUCACAAACUCGG